GGCUCGGCGCUCGGCGGCGCGGCCUGGCGGGGCGGAAGCGGCGCCGUCUGCUCGGCCCGGCUCGGCCCGGCUCGGCCCGGCUCGGCCCGGGCGGGGGCCGCCAUGGUUUAAAAGGGCCGCGGGGGGAGAAGGAGGGCAGCGGGCUGGAGCCAUGAACCUGCUGCCGGCCAACCCGCACGGCAACGGGCUGCUCUACGCCGGCUUCAACCAGGACCACGGAUGCUUUGCAUGUGGAAUGGAAAAUGGAUUCCGAGUUUAUAAUGCAGAUCCACUCAAAGAAAAAGAGAAACAAGAAUUUCUAGAAGGCGGUGUUGGCCAUGUUGAAAUGCUAUUUCGUUGCAACUAUUUAGCACUAGUAGGUGGAGGAAAAAAGCCGAAGUACCCACCUAACAAAGUAAUGAUCUGGGAUGAUCUGAAGAAGAAGACUGUCAUUGAGAUAGAAUUUUCUACAGAAGUCAAAGCAGUUAAGCUGCGAAGAGACAGAAUUGUGGUAGUCUUGGACUCCAUGAUUAAGGUUUUCACGUUCACACACAAUCCCCACCAGUUGCACGUCUUCGAAACCUGCUACAACCCUAAAGGUCUCUGUGUCCUUUGUCCAAAUAGUAAUAAUUCUCUCCUUGCAUUUCCCGGAACACAUACUGGGCACGUGCAGAUAGUGGAUCUGGCUAAUACAGAGAAGCCUCCUGUAGACAUACCAGCUCAUGAAGGAGUCUUGAGCUGUAUAGCUUUAAACCUGCAGGGAACAAGAAUUGCAACAGCAUCAGAAAAAGGGACCCUCAUAAGAAUAUUUGAUACUUCAUCAGGGCAUUUAAUCCAGGAGCUGCGAAGAGGAUCACAGGCAGCUAAUAUAUACUGCAUUAACUUCAAUCAGGAUGCUUCCCUAAUCUGCGUAUCCAGUGACCAUGGCACAGUACAUAUUUUUGCUGCAGAAGACCCCAAAAGAAAUAAGCAGUCAAGUUUGGCCUCAGCCAGCUUUCUCCCCAAAUACUUCAGUUCCAAAUGGAGUUUUUCCAAAUUUCAGGUUCCCUCAGGCUCUCCAUGCAUUUGUGCCUUUGGAACAGAGCCAAAUGCUGUCUUAGCAAUAUGUGCAGAUGGCAGCUACUACAAGUUCUUAUUCAACCAAAAAGGGGAAUGCUCAAGGGAUGUCUAUGCUCAGUUUCUAGAAAUGACUGAUGACAAGCUUUGACUGAAUCGAGGGAGUACACAGGUCAAAGUAUUGCCUUGGCUAUUCUGCAUCUUUGGAAGGACAGUAUAUGAAUGUCCAAUACUGAUCGAAAUGUUCAGCAGACCUCACUGAGAAGCCUGGUCCCACGUGAUCAGAACAAGCUCUGAAGUAGGGGACUACAUAUGUUUAUUCUCAUUUCUGCAAGCAUUCAUCAUUAAAAUCUCUCUGGGUUACUGUCAUCAACUCAAGUUUUCAAGAUGUGGCUUUCAACAAGCUUGUGCCUAUUGGGUUUCUCUUCAAUCUAAACUGUGAAAUGACUUCAGAUAAAACACGAGUGCCUGCCAACUAAGAGAUCUGCAGGGGGCUGUACAAAUGUCAGGCCUAGCCUUGGAAAAAGGGAUGUGAAAACAGAAGAUUUUAGGCAUUGCUGGAAGUGGGGGAAAUACUCAAAUAUCAUACUCAAAACUCUACCAGCCUUGUUCAGACCAGGAGUACUGCCUUUCCCCUCUCUCCCCAACACACCUUAGUCUAGCAGGGAAGAGAGGACAAGUGUGGAGCCACAGAGGACUGUAGCCUGAUCCCUGCUUGGUGGGUGGAGGUAGUCCUGCAGCUAUACACUACUGUUUGUGUAGUAACCACACCACUGUUAGUUAAGUUGAAUGGUCAGCACUAAUUGUCUGUAUGUAGUAGCUGAUGGCACAUUUGGGCAGUUGCUGACCCAACUGCCCUCCCCUUGGUGUGUGAAGCAAGUACCCAGGCCACGGGCACGGGGCACUCCUGUAGCUGUAGAGGCAAUUCCUCCUGUAAGGAAAGCAGCCAUUCCAGGUUUAAAAAAAACACUGCUGGUACUGGUGUCACAGUUGUACUGACUGCUUCUAGAAUUCCUGUGCUUCAACUGGAAGAGUGGACUUACACAUCCAGCACAAUACAUGAAUGAGGUGGCACGAAGUAUACUUCUCUGCAAUGGCUUUAAAUGUGCAAACUUUUUUUUCUUUGAGAUGUUGCAUACUAAAUAAUGUUUGCCUAAAGACAGUUAGGUUAGACUAAACCAAUUGCAAAUUCUUUCCUCUAAAUUGUUACGCAGCAAUUAAUAUUUACUGCUGAACUAAGGCAUAAGAUACUAAACUAGAAACUGAAAUAGACACAAGCUCUCGAUUAAUAGCACUAAAUAUCUGGGGGGAGGUAAGUCUUGCUCUUCUGAAAUUUUAUUUCACAGAUGCUUCGAAUCUGACAUCCCAGUUCACUUUAAGACUGUUUAGCUGCAAACUCUCUAAAUUUGUCAAGUUUCUUUUAAUAUCAUGUAACAUACUGAGGACUAACUUCUACGCAGAUUUUGAUGUCAAGGUUGCAUGUUGCUUUUAUGUGUAUUUAAUCACAGAAAUUGUUUUGCACACUUAUUUGUAAUAUGUUAUUUCUUUUAAAUAAAAGUGACUAAUUUUGCUGUA
Cygnus olor (mute swan) is the source of this 2610-nucleotide messenger RNA. RefSeq names its product WD repeat domain 45B (gene WDR45B). Bases 152 to 1186 code for a protein of 344 amino acids. Gene Ontology annotation, molecular function: phosphatidylinositol-3,5-bisphosphate binding; protein binding; phosphatidylinositol-3-phosphate binding. The record is from RefSeq and is a predicted model, not a curated record. Gene Ontology annotation, cellular component: extrinsic component of membrane; phagophore assembly site membrane; cytosol. Lineage: Eukaryota; Metazoa; Chordata; Aves; Anseriformes; Anatidae. Gene Ontology annotation, biological process: autophagy of mitochondrion; protein localization to phagophore assembly site; nucleophagy. The transcript has 10 exons.